AGAGUGUGGUUUGUGGGCAGGCUGCACGGGCUGCUGUGGGCGAUGGCUGAGUGGGGGAAGCACCUUGCGGGCGUGGAGGGGCUGGUGCUAGACAUCAGCGGGGUGCUUUAUGACAGUGGAGGCGAAGGAGGCGGAGUCCCCAUUCCCGGAUCUAUAGAAGCAGUGAAAAAGAUCAAGACAUCUGGUCUUAAGCUGCGGUUCUGCACCAAUGAAACUCAAGCUACGCGAGACAAGUUUGUAGGAAAGUUGCAGCAUCUGGGCUUUGACAUUGGGGUGAAUGAAGUCACUGCUCCAGCACCAGCAGCAUGCCGAAUCCUGAAGGAACGCAACUUGAGGCCACACCUGCUUGUACAUGAUGAUGUUAUCCCAGAAUUUGCUGAUAUUGAUAGAGCAAACCCAAACUGUGUGGUGGUUGGUGAUGCAGCAGACAACUUUUCUUACAAAAACCUUAAUGCUGCCUUCCAAGUGCUCAUUGGUUUGGAGAAUCCAGUUCUGAUAUCUCUAGGAAGAGGGCGUUAUUAUAAAGAAACAGAUGGCUUAAAACUUGACGUUGGGGCAUAUAUGAAGGCUUUGGAGUAUGCAUGCGAUAUUCAAGCGGAGGUGGUGGGAAAGCCAGCCAAAAUGUUUUUCCAGUCAGCCUUGACAGAAAUGGGCAUUGAACCACACCAGGCCAUCAUGAUUGGGGAUGAUAUUGUAAAUGAUGUUGGAGGUGCCCAGCAUUGCGGUAUGAGAGCUCUACAAGUACGGACUGGAAAGUACAGGCCUUGUGAUGAGCACCACCCAGAAGUGAAGGCUGAUGGUUAUGUGAACAACCUUGCAGAAGCUGUGGAUGUGAUUCUAAAACAACUGCAUAAGUAAUGGAGCUGCAAGGAGUGACUGAAGGCAUAAAGAUGAGUGACUUAACUUGAGGUCUGUGCCCUUUUGUGCACAUCUCUGCUCAGCUCAUUUACAUAUAUUCACCUAGUUUUUAAAUGCAGUAAUUAUGUUGCAGUGAGGAGCACGACAUACAUGCCUCAAAAGUCUAGUUUUUCUAACUUGUCUUUGCAAGUAACUACUGACUACAACGAAAAGUAAUGAAGUCUAGUGCAUCCUUAUAGCAGCCACCCGUCUGAAUCUUUUGUAUCUUCACUGUUUUGGGUACGUCUAACCAUGUCCUAUCACUGAAUAAACAUCUGUGCCACAUACCACUUGGCCUGGA
Messenger RNA from Lacerta agilis (Sand lizard), 1198 nucleotides. It is a transcript of the gene LHPP, whose product is annotated as phospholysine phosphohistidine inorganic pyrophosphate phosphatase. Lineage: Eukaryota; Metazoa; Chordata; Lepidosauria; Squamata; Lacertidae. The record is from RefSeq and is a predicted model, not a curated record. Bases 43 to 858 code for a protein of 271 amino acids. The transcript is spliced from 7 exons. Gene Ontology annotation, cellular component: cytosol. Gene Ontology annotation, molecular function: inorganic diphosphate phosphatase activity; phosphatase activity. Gene Ontology annotation, biological process: dephosphorylation.